Molecule: messenger RNA, 3704 nt
Organism: Perognathus longimembris pacificus (Pacific pocket mouse)
Lineage: Eukaryota; Metazoa; Chordata; Mammalia; Rodentia; Heteromyidae
Gene: Usp6nl
Product: USP6 N-terminal like
Exons: 15
Coding region: 365-2854 (829 amino acids)
Source: RefSeq, a predicted model, not a curated record
CCGGCGGCGCGGAGGCGGGGUCCCCGGCGAGCCGCCCUGGGAGGCGGGGGCCGUUUCCAUAGCGGCGGCAGGAGGUGUCGCGCCGGGGAACUUCCUGGUUCCCGGGCUCGGCUUCGCCGGGAUCCUCUGGAAGGGAAACAAUGGGGCGGAGGGCACUGCGGUAGCCGCCGCCGCCGCCGCCGCCGCGCCGCCGCGCCGCCGGACCUGCUCGGCCGCCCCGCCCCGCCCGGCCCGCGCCGCCCGCCCCGCAGCCUCCGCCGGCGGGACCGUCCGGAGAAUAGGACAUGCAUUCCUCUGAGAAGCCCUGGACAGUAGAUUUUAGCUUAAUAUUGGAUUGGGACAACAUACAGAGACAUUUCCAGUCAUGAAUUCGGACCAGGAUGUAGCACUCAAACUUGCCCAGGAACGAGCUGAAAUAGUUGCUAAAUAUGACAGAGGACGAGAAGGUGCAGAGAUCGAGCCUUGGGAAGAUGCUGACUACCUCGUUUACAAAGUCACUGAUAGAUUUGGCUUUUUACAUGAGGAGGAGCUCCCCUAUCAUAAUGCAGCUGUGGAACGGCAAAAACAUUUGGAAAUUGAAAGAACUACCAAAUGGCUGAAAAUGUUAAAGGGAUGGGAAAAAUACAAGAACACUGAAAAGUUUCAUAGAAGAAUUUACAAGGGAAUCCCUCUCCAGCUCCGGGGUGAAGUCUGGGCUCUCCUCCUUGAGAUCCCUAAAAUGAAAGAAGAAACAAGAGACCUUUAUAGUAAAUUAAAACACAGAGCACGGGGUUGUUCACCUGAUAUCAGACAAAUAGACCUUGAUGUCAACCGCACAUUUAGGGACCAUAUUAUGUUUAGAGACAGAUACGGUGUUAAGCAACAAUCCUUAUUCCAUGUUCUUGCUGCAUAUUCUAUUUAUAAUACGGAAGUCGGCUACUGUCAGGGGAUGAGCCAGAUCACAGCUCUGCUCCUCAUGUACAUGAAUGAGGAAGAUGCCUUCUGGGCCCUGGUCAAGCUCUUUUCAGGCCCCAAACACGCCAUGCAUGGAUUUUUUGUCCAAGGUUUUCCUAAACUCUUGAGAUUUCAAGAACAUCAUGAAAAAAUACUGAAUAAAUUUCUGUCCAAACUUAAGCAACACUUGGAUUCCCAAGAAAUCUACACAAGUUUUUACACAAUGAAAUGGUUUUUUCAGUGUUUCCUUGAUCGUACUCCUUUUACACUGAACCUCAGAAUAUGGGAUAUCUACAUCUUUGAAGGAGAACGAGUCCUUACUGCUAUGUCUUACACAAUCUUAAAAUUACACAGAAAACAUCUAAUGAAAUUGUCUAUGGAAGAACUUGUAGAAUUUCUUCAGGAGACUCUAGCAAAGGAUUUUUUCUUUGAAGACGAUUUUGUAAUCGAGCAACUUCAGAUAUCAAUGGCAGAACUAAAGAGGGCAAAAUUAGAUCUCCCAGAACCUGGUAAAGAGGAUGAAUAUCCAAAGAAACCUCUGGGACAGCUUCCACCUGAAUUUCAUUCUGGUAGCACUCACCACCUGAGCAACGGACAGAGAAGUGUUGGUGUUCCUAGUCCCCUCGUAAGCAGCAGGCGAGAGCGCGGCUCAUCCCCACACAGGAAGCAGGAGCACUCCCCUCACCAUCAGAGCCGAGCCGGCACACCAGAGAGAGUCAGGCCGCUCGGGAGGAAGUCGGCGGACGCGGAUAGUAACAACCUGAAAGAUGAGGCAGCUGUGCAAAGAAAACCUUCAGGUCCACAAGACAAUUCCAGGCCCUAUAACCAUGCAGCAGCUAACCAGAAUAGCAAUGCCACUUCAAAUAUCAGGAAGGAAUUUAUGCCCAAGUGGAACAAACCGUCAGAUGCUCCAGCUAUCGAAAGAACUGCCAAAUUCACCACAGAAGGCAGAAGUAGAUCAGUACAUCCCGCGCUUUCGGUCCCAAGUUCUGCUGAAAGCCGAGUCCCGAACACAAGGCAAAAGGUGAAGGCUCUGGAGGCUGGCGAGGGGAAGCGGGGCUCCAACGCGUCACAGUACGACAACGUGCCCGGGAGUGAAAGUGAGAGCGGGGCCUUCGUGGAAGAGGCGCUCGAAAGGGCUUACUCUCAGAAUCCAAGGAAUGCCUUUUACUCCAGCACUCCACGAAAGCAUGCUGAGCCAAGCUCUAGUCCACCCAAAGCAUCCAACAAGUUUACUUUCAAAGUGCAGCCUGCAGGCUAUGGAAGAUACCCCUCCCAGUUAGAAGGGGAUGACUGUGGGCCCAUAAACCCCCCCUCUUACAGCAAUCCCCCCGUUUACCAUGGACAUUCUCCAAAACACACGCCCGCGGCUGCCAGCAGCAUUGUGCCUGCACAGAUGGGCCCUGCCACGCACGUGAAUCCUCCCUGGAGACCUUACGGCUCCACUGUUUCCACCGAUAAUUCUCCUGAGAAGUCUUCCACCCGCCCCACUCCUGUGGUCCUGCCCUCUAGCCGCAUAGAAGUCCUUCCUGUUGACCUUGGUGCUGGGGGGUAUGUGGGCAACUCAGGAUCACCAAAGAAUGGAACGUUCAUCCUUCCUCCAGUGGAUUAUUUGCCGGAUAACAGGAAGUGGUCAGAAGUGAGUUUUACUUACCGGCCUGAGAUGCACGGACAGUCUUGGACUCGCGAUGCUAGCCAUAGCCACUUAAGCAAUUUACCAAAAUACACAGCCUUUCCACACGUGCCCUUCCAGGACCAUGGCCUCCCCCCAGUGUCAGUAGAUGGUCCCGUGCGCUAUAAAACCUCACCAGCUGCCGAAGACGCCAGUCCAGCUGGGUAUCAGUACACAGGGCCCUCGCCUCCAGCAUAUCACUACAGAAAACGAGAGGGGCUUGCGCUUCAAGAAUCAGUAUUGCUGUGAGAAUUGCUCUCUUCUUGCUGAAGACGAGACUAGAAACCAUACGCCACCUACAUUGCUAUGUUUAUAAUUGCCAAAGCAGUAUUUUCUGUAUUGUAAACAGCUCGCACAAUUCUAAUGUAUGUUAAUAAUAAGAGUAUAUGGAAACAUUUUCAUCCCCAUGUAGAUGCUGCUGAAGAUGAGCGUUUAAAUUGCAUCAUCACUGAAUAUGUGCAAAAGAAUCUAACCUGGAGACAGAGCAGUAGCACUUAGGGCUGCACACGCACGCGCAGUAAUGAUUCUUCACCCAAUCUCAUUGAAGUCUUUCUCUAAAACCUACAUGUUUUUACUUUGGUGGCCCAUUCUAUUUUGACUGAUGUUACAAAGCACUGGAAAACUAUAGAAGGAAUAUUUUAAAGACUACAUGUAGUGUAUCUUUUAAUAGAUAUAGGCAUCUAUGCAUACACACUUGAACACAGAACUGAAGAAACACUUCUUAAAGACUACUUUUCAUCUAGAACCAUCAAAUCAUGUUGAUAUUUUUCUCCUUGUCUUUCAGUUCAGUUUUUCCCCUUUAUGUUUUUUACCCAGAUCCUAAGCUGACUAGUUUGCCCCUUCAUGUUAUUAAUACAUCUCAGAAAUGCUCCUCAUUCAUUCCCCAUCGGUUGCUGCCAGUUUAUUUCCGUGGGGAAAAUUAAAGAUACUGGAGAGAAAAGCUAACCACUUCAUGGUGCUUCAGAUUUGGGGCAGUUAACAUAAGUUUAUGGCGAGAGAGGCGGCCCUCCCCGGAUCCAUGUUGGUGUUUGCGUGUCCGUGUGUGCCCCGGCACUCGAGGCUGGGGGAGCCUGUCCCUUGCGGGGUGCUGCGGUCGGGG